Molecule: messenger RNA, 2155 nt
Organism: Calliphora vicina (urban bluebottle blowfly)
Lineage: Eukaryota; Metazoa; Arthropoda; Insecta; Diptera; Calliphoridae
Product: lysosome-associated membrane glycoprotein 1-like
Exons: 4
Coding region: 253-1227 (324 amino acids)
Biological process (GO): establishment of protein localization to organelle
Cellular component (GO): late endosome membrane; plasma membrane; lysosomal membrane
Source: RefSeq, a predicted model, not a curated record
AACGAAUAAUCAUCGCAGCGUCGUCUUCUUGGUUUUUGUGUGCUGUUAAAAUAUUGAAAAAAAGCAAUUUGGAAUUUAUUAAAAACGCAAAAAACAAUUUAGUUUAUAUAAAUACGCAUUUUAAAACAAAAUUGUCAGCUAAAAGAAAGCAGACAUUUAACAAAAUCUAUAAAUUUUACUCAGUCGAAAAGAGUGAUUUAGCAGAAAAAGAAAAAAAAGUGAAAAUAUACUGCGAAUAAGUUUUUGGCCACAAUGUUUCAUAAUAAAUUAAUUACUUUGACCAUAUUAUCAACGGCUUGCUUAUUAACAGCCGCUCAGCUGAGUGUUAAUUUAAGUAAAGCCGAAUUACCCUCAACAGUUGUACCAAUAUUGCCCAUUAAAGAGGAAACCACAACAAUUACGCCCUCUACCACAACUCCUAGCACCACCACUACCCCAACCUCUACAACUCCUAGCACUACUACGACUACAACCACAACAACAACUACGACUACAGAGAAACCGACUACCACAACUGCAGCUCCCAUAACUACCACAACUGCAGCCCCCAUAACUAGCACAACACCAGCACCUAAACCCUAUCCCGAACCUGAAAUCGGAACAUGGAACUCCAGCUGUAUAAUGGUACGAAUGGCUGUGCAAUUAAAUUUCACUUACGAAACCAAAGAUAAUAAAACCGCUUACGGUUUGUACAACAUCCCCAAGGAUGCCAAAGUUGAGGAUAAUUCAUGCUUGUCGAAUAGUACGCAAAAUUUACAAGUGAAUUGGGGACCAGCUAAUGCCCAACAUAUCAUGCUUUUACAAUUCGAUCGUGUUAAUAAAACCACCAAUAUGACCAUGAUGAUGUUUACUUUGCCCUUGAUGAGUGAUAAUUUUCCAAAUGCUAAAGAAAAUCAAACCAUCCAAUUGAUAUACCGUGGCGGUAUCUUUACUGCACCCACACAAAUGUCCUACCAUUGCACUCGUCCUCAGGUCUUCAAUGUAACCGAGACCAUUGGCAAUACAAAGAUAGUGGGCACCGUCAAGGUACAUGAUGUCCAAACUGAAGCCUUCCGUUCAGCCAAUGCUACUGGCUUUGCGACCGCACGCGACUGUGACAGUUCGGAAACCCCCGAUGUGGUGCCCAUUGCUGUAGGCAUUGCCUUGGUAGCUUUAAUUAUUAUAGUAUUGGUCUCUUAUCUGUGUGCUCGUCAUCGUUCCACUUCUCGUGGUUACAUGAGCUUCUAAAUUUUUAGUGAGAGAGAGAGAGUAGCAAGCAAAAAACCUCGCUAUAAACAACAUUUUUAUUAAAACAUAACAUUUCAAAAUUGUGUUUAGUUUAAAAACUGAGGUUAUUUGAAAAGUUUUAACAGCAACAACUACGAAAUCAAUGUUUCUUUUUCUUAUUUUCAUCUUUUAAACAAAAAAACAAACAAAAAUAUAUAUAUAUUACCACAAAGACUAAAUAAUUGGCUUUUACUAAAAGCAAACACGGGAAAAAUAAAAAUACGGAAACAAAGUUUUUUAAAUUUAAACCUACAUAUAAUUUUAAUAAUAUUCAUUUGAAUUAAUUUGAAAAAAUUAUUAUAAGCAGCCUAUAAAAAGCUUACAAAAUUUAUGGCUGCUUUAAGUAUUUUAUGUAAUAAAACAAUAUAAAAAAAAGAACAUAAUAAUGGGGAACGAGGGUAUUUUUUUUUUGUUUUUCCUUUAAACAUAAGAACGUAAACUUUUAAAUAAAUAUUGAAAUUUUUAAGUUUUCAAACAUUUGGCGAGAGAGAUCAAGCUGUGUAAAAUACGUUUUUAGUUUGUUUUAAUUUCCUUGAAUUAUAUUUUAAUUUUUUUAACCUCUUUUAUGUUUUUAAUAUCUAUGAAAUAUAUUUCUUUUAUUAUUAUUAUUUAAUUCUACUUUUCCUCUACUUUUCCCCCAUUAUCGCUAUGUAUAGUUAUGUUUUAACCUCAAGUUAUGCAAACAGUUAUUAUUUUAACCUUCUGUAUAACUAUAAGUUAGCAUAUAACCAUACAUGGUGAUAAUAAGGAGGGGUUAGGUUAGUGGUAUUUUUCAUUUAAUUUUCUCUCCAUUUCUUUUAGUAUUAAUUAUUAUUUUCCAUAUUUUAUUUAAUUUUAUACAAAAUAUAUUAGAUUUGUAAUUGAUUAAUAAUAAAUUAAUAAUUAAAUA